This is a messenger RNA of Nicotiana attenuata, 1464 nucleotides long. RefSeq names its product activator of 90 kDa heat shock protein ATPase homolog. Gene Ontology annotation, cellular component: cytosol. Gene Ontology annotation, molecular function: ATPase activator activity; protein-folding chaperone binding. The transcript is spliced from 3 exons. Bases 181 to 1233 code for a protein of 350 amino acids. Gene Ontology annotation, biological process: protein folding; positive regulation of ATP-dependent activity. The record is from RefSeq and is a predicted model, not a curated record. Lineage: Eukaryota; Viridiplantae; Streptophyta; Magnoliopsida; Solanales; Solanaceae.
CAACUUCUAGAUCCAUCCUUUUUCAGAACCCUCUAGACCGUUGCUACUAGUAUUUCUCUCUAUUGCACUUCGUCACGUACACAUUCUCAUCUCAGAUCCACUUCUUACAGUCGCCGCCGUCCACUUCUUACAGUCGCCGCCGUCUUCAACUGCUUUCCGCCGCCACUUAAUAAACGUAGAAUGGCUCGAAUGGGAGAAGGAGACAAAAGAUGGAUCGUGGAGGACCGUCCAGACGGCACAAACGUCCACAACUGGCACUGGUCCGAAACCGAUUGUCUCGAAUGGUCUCGCAGUUUCUUCAACAAGCUACUCUCAAACCAAACACUCCUCAACGGCGAAGGCAAUCUCCAUAUCCGAACGAAAAAGCUCGAAAAACUCGAAGGAGAAGCGUACGUUAAUAUUCGAAAGGGAAAGAUAAUUCCAGGUUAUGAAUUAAGUCUAGUACUUUCAUGGGAAGGUGAAGCGAAAGACACUGACGGCACAAGUUUGUUGAAAACUGAAGGGACUGUCGAAAUCCCUUAUAUAUCCGACGAGAAUGCUGGUGAAAACCCUGAGGCUCGGGUUACAAUUAGGGAUGAGGGUCCCAUUGGGAAAAGAUUAAAAGAUGCUUUUAUUGCAAAAGGGAAGCCUUUUGUUUUCGAGCAAGUUCAGGUUUAUGUUAAUGCUAUGGCGAAAGGUGGUCCUGCUAAGGACGACCUCGAAUCGAAGAAAGUUGUAAGCAAAACCGCAGGUUCUGCCAAGGGGGCAGGUGCAGUUGAUAAGGAGAAAGUUGCAGUGAAAGAGGUUGUGAAGAAGGAGGAGAAGAAGAAGGAAGGGUUUAAGACGAUUGCAAUGACGGAGAAGUUCAAUUGCAGAGCGAAGGAUUUGUUUGAGAUUUUGAUGGAUGAGAGGAGAUGGAAGGGCUUUUCACGGAGCGAUGCGAGGAUUAGUAAAGAGGUAGGGGGUGAAUUUAGUAUAUUUAAUGGGUCAGUGACUGGGAAAAAUGUGGAAUUGCAGGAAGGGAAAUUGAUUGUGCAGAAUUGGCGGUUUGGUAGCUGGCCUGAUGGGAUUCAGUCCACGGUGCGAAUUGUUUUUGAUGAGCCUGAAUCUGGAGUUACAGUAGUCAAGCUUACACAUAGUAAUGUGCCAGAGGAAGACAGAUAUGGAAAUGCAACUGUUGUGGAGAAUACUGAGAGGGGAUGGCGAGAUCUUAUUUUCAACAAGAUACGUGCUGUUUUUGGCUUCGGAAUCUAAAUCUUCCCAAGUGUGUAGAAUUUUAUAAUUAAUGUUAUACUUGAUGAUUGUUUGAGAUUAUUGGGUAACUAAGCCCAAUUUUUCUGGGCAUUAUAGACCUAAUAAUUCAUUCAACUGAGUUUCCUCUACGCUGAUUGUAUGUUACUGUUGAUUAAAGCUGCUGUCUAUCCAAUGAACAUGUUAAAUUUGCUUGAAAUGAGAUCUAUGCUUGGAGGUUGGUGUUAUAGUUCA